Trichomonas vaginalis G3 is the source of this 803-nucleotide messenger RNA. RefSeq lists its product as uncharacterized. The record is from RefSeq and is a predicted model, not a curated record. The annotation marks the transcript as partial. Lineage: Eukaryota; Parabasalia; Trichomonadida; Trichomonadidae. The transcript has a single exon.
AUGAUUCCAACAAUCACAUUUUCCAUCAGAGAAAUCAUUCUUUGGUUGAUGGAUAAUUCAAUUCAAUCGACCACGAAAGAAUUGGAUCAUCCAAAUACAGGGAAGCGAAAAGAAGUCUUUCAAAUGAAAAUGGAUGAGCUUUUUACUAUGAUUAUCAACGAAUUUCUCGACAACAUUGAUUAUGAUAGAAGAAUCUAUUAUUUACAACUUGGAAUCAAUUCUAUGAAUAAUAAAACAAGAUCAAAUUUCCCAAAUCACUUGAUUACAAAUGAAUUUAUUAAAGAAUUAUAUUUCAUAUCAUUCCGUGAACAUGAUACAGAAUUAAGCACAACAGGUUUGAACUUUAUUUACCAAGUUUUUGCUAAAAACGACGAAUUUGAUACAAAUUUGAUCAAAAAUCACCCAGAUAAUUUGAUAGAAAUGAUUAAAACUCAUAUUCAAAAGAGCGUUGGAGAAGAACUAAAGAUGGAAUUCGGAAUUUUAGCAAAUUUAAUCCUCAAAGAUGAAGAAACGGCAGUUUUUAUAAAUGAAAAUUUCCCAAGUGAUUUUAUUUUAGAAUUAUAUGCAGAAAACCUCAAUACAAUGGAUGAAUUUAGCCUUUGGUGCUAUGGAAUGUGUUAUUUGUUAAAUACUAUUGAUGAUUUCAGACCUUAUUACAUUUUCUCUUUUGAACACUUCAGCGAAAACUGUUCUCCUUACGUGGCAUUCAAUUUGCUGCAUGCAAUCUUAGCAGUUACUCAAAAGCAUAUUAAUGUGCUUGAAAUAUCCCCAGAACCUCAAGAAAUUUCUAAAAUAUUGGCUGA